AUGUCGGCGGCUGCCCUUGCGUUCGAUCCGGACUCGACUUAUGGCGCGCUGCUUGUCGGUGCCAUUCUUUCCGCUAUAUUAUUCGGCGUGUCCACCGUGCAAAUCUACAUCUACCACUCUCGUUUCCUGGACGACAAUCGUGUCAUAAAGGCUUUGGUGUCGAUCGUUUGGCUCUGCGAGGUCCUACACCUGACCUUCGUCAGCCACACCCUCUACACAUGGAUCGUAACUGACUGGGGCCACCCCGAGCUUCUCCUCGCGAAGGCUCCGUUUUCGCUCGGCGCCGCGAUCAUCAUUACGACCACAGUCUCCUGCCUCGUCCAGGGCUUCUUCUCGUGGCGCAUCCAGCGCAGCAAGGUGCAACAAUCGUCUGCGUUUGUCGACCAGAUUAUCAAGUGGACGGUCGAAACCGGCGUCACGACGAGCUUGUUCACGACUGUCAUCCUUAUCUGCUUCCACCAGAUGCCCCAUAAUCUCAUAUGGCUCGGUCUGUGGGUUAUGGAGGCCCGAUUGUUCGCCAAUUCUCUCUUCGCUAGCUUGAACUCGCGCACUGCUCUCCGAGAGAUGCGCAACAACUUCGAGUCGCACUCAGGCGGUCGCUCCAGCAGCGGAAAUGAGAUGCAGCGCCGCAGGGGCCCAUUCGCCGCCGCUCCGCCAAUAACUGGCAUCUCGGUCGAGAUGCACUCGCACAUCGACAUGGGAGACCCUGACCGCGACGUGGAGAUGGCCAAGGCCAGCGCCUGGUGA
Mycena indigotica is the source of this 747-nucleotide messenger RNA. RefSeq lists its product as uncharacterized. Bases 1 to 747 code for a protein of 248 amino acids. The transcript has 13 exons. NCBI's taxonomy places the organism in Eukaryota, Fungi, Basidiomycota, Agaricomycetes, Agaricales, Mycenaceae. The record is from RefSeq and is a predicted model, not a curated record.